This is a messenger RNA of Clarias gariepinus (North African catfish), 5869 nucleotides long. RefSeq names its product NACHT, LRR and PYD domains-containing protein 3-like. The coding region runs from base 167 to 3970 and encodes 1267 amino acids. The transcript has 16 exons. Lineage: Eukaryota; Metazoa; Chordata; Actinopteri; Siluriformes; Clariidae. The record is from RefSeq and is a predicted model, not a curated record. Gene Ontology annotation, molecular function: protein binding.
UUCAGCUUCGACUUCAUUUUGUGGAAGUGUUGGAAAAAUUAAAACACAAUAUUUAAAGCAGAAACUGAGAUAUUAAUGUAACACAACAGGGCAGUGACUAAAGUAAACUCCUAGGAGAGAGAUCAGAAUCAGCAGCACCCAGCUGUAUCUCCAGAGUGAUGCAGCUAUGGAUCGUCCUCUGUGGUUUAAAGCUGGAGACUCCUCACCUCUACACAGUAAACUCCAGGGAAAGAGAUCAGAAUCGACACCCAGCUGUAUCUCCAUGAAGAGUGAUGCGUCUAUGGAUCCUCCUAUGAAGUUUAAAGAUGGAGACUUCUCACCUCUAUGCAGUGAUCUACAAAAGGCAGAAGACAGAAUAGCAAAGAGGAUCAUCACAGAUACAGGGCACGACCCAGAAUCUGCUGCUGUAAAUGAAUUCCAUAAAAAGUUCAAAUUAAAUAUGAUGAAGUUGUUUCAGUUCUUUAAUGGAGUGAUGAUAAACCUGGGAACCCAAACACCCCUGAAUGAGAUCUACACAGAGCUCUACAUCACAGAGGGAGACAGUGGAGAAGUGAAUAAUGAACAUGAGGUGAGACAGAUCGAAGCAGCAUCCAGGAGAACAACAACAGAGGAAACACCAAUCAAAUGCAAUGACAUCUUUAAGCCCUUAUCUGAACAAGACAAACCCAUCAGAUCUGUGCUGACAAAGGGAGUCGCUGGCAUCGGAAAAACAGUCUCUGUGCAGAAGUUCAUUGUGGACUGGGCGGAAGGGAAAGCAAAUCAGGACCUCCACCUCAUAUUUCCACUUCCUUUCAGAGAGCUGAAUUUGAUGAAGGACCAGAAACUGAGUCUGACGGAGCUCCUUCAUGUCUUUUUUAAAGAAACAAAAGAAACCGAAAUGUUCAGUUUGGAAAAGGUUCUGUUCAUUUUUGAUGGAUUGGACGAGUGUCGUUUUCCUCUAGAAUUCCAGAACACAGUGAGAGUGUGUGAUGUAACUGAAUCUGCGUCAGUGCCUGUCCUGCUGAUAAACCUGAUCAAAGGGAAUCUGCUUCCCUCUGCUCUCAUCUGGAUCACCUCCCGACCUGCAGCAGCUGAUCAAAUCCCCUCUGAGUGUGUCUAUCGAGUCACAGAGGUACGAGGGUUCAAUGACCCACAGAAGGAGGAGUACUUCAGAAAGAGGAUCAGAGAUCAGAGCCUGGCCAAUAACAUCAUCACACACCUGAAGUCAUUAAGAAGUCUCUAUAUCAUGUGUCACAUCCCAGUCUUCUGCUGGAUUUCAGCCGCUGUUCUAGAGAGAAUGUUGUGUAAAGCAAAGAGAGGAAAGAUCCCCAAGACUCUGACUCAAAUGUACACACACUUCCUCAUUAUUCAGAUAAACAUCAUAAGAGAAAAGUACUCAAAGAAGCAGCAGAGUGAUAAAGAAAUGCUUCUUAAACUGGGACAACUGGCUUUUGAGCAGCUGGAGAAAGGGAACCUGAUCUUCUAUGAGGAAGACCUGAGAGAGUGUGGCAUUGAUGUGAGAGAAGCAGCAGUGUACUCAGGUGUGUGUACGCAGAUCUUCAGAGAGGAGUUUGGGCUUCACCAGAGUAAAGUGUACUGCUUUGUUCAUCUAAGCAUUCAGGAGCACCUCGCAGCCCUGUAUGUGCACCUGAUGUUCAGGAUAGACAAUAAAAUUGUCCUUAAAAAGAGUCAAGCUUUAAAACAGAAGAAGAAAGAAAUUACAGUUUUAGAUUUCCACAAGUGUGCUGUAGAUAAAGCCUUAGAAAGUCAGACUGGACGUCUGGAUCUUUUCCUUCGCUUUCUUCUGGGUCUCUCACUGGAGUCCAAUCAGAAUCUCUUACAGGCCUUAGUAACACAGACAGGAAGUAGCUCCCAGAGGACAAAGAAAACAGUUCAGUACAUUAAUAUGAAGAUCAGUAAAGAGUGUUCUACAGAGAAAUCCAUCAAUCUGUUCCACUGUCUGAAUGAACUGGGUGAUAAUUCUCUAGUGGAGGAAAUCCAAUGCUACCUGAAAUCUGGAAAACAGAGGAAACUCUUUUCUUCAUCACAGUGGUCUGCUCUGGUGUUUGUGUUACUGACAUCAACACAGGAGCUGAAAGAAUUUGAGCUGAUUAAAUAUAUCAGUCCAGAUCAGAUAACAGAUGAUAUUCUUCUGAAGGUGAUGCCUGUGAUUGCAGCAUCCAGAAAAGCAAUUAUCAGGUGUGAUAGAGUUGGAGUGAAAAGUUGUUCAGCUCUGGGCUCAGCACUCAACUCAGAAACCUCCAAUCUGAGAGAACUGCAUCUGACUGUGAAAACACUGGAUCUGUUCAACAGUAAACUAGGAGACCCAGAAGUAAAGAGUCUCUCUGCUGUACUGGAGAAUCCUUACAGUAAAGUGGAAUGUCUGAGUAUCUGCUGUGAUGAAGUUGGAGUGAAAAGUUGGUCAGUUCUGGUCUUAGCACUCAACUCAGAAACCUCCAAUCUGAGAGAACUGCAUCUGACGGUGAAAACACUGGAUCUGUCUGACAGUAAACUAGGAGACUUAGGAGUAAAGACUCUCUCUGCUGUACUGGAGAAUCCUGACAGUAAAGUGGAAAGUCUGAGGUUGAGUGGUUGUGGUGUCUCAGAUGAAGGCUGUGCUGCUCUGACUUCAGCUCUGAGAUCAAACCCCUCACACCUGAGACAACUGGAUCUGACUAAUAAUAAAGUAAAAGACACAGGAGUGAAGUGUCUCUGUGCUGUACUGGAGAAUCCUCUCUGUAAACUGGAGACACUGAGGUUGUGUGGUUGUGGUGUCUCAGUUGAAGGGUGUGCUGCUCUGACUUCAGCUCUGAGAUCAAACCCCUCACACCUGAGAGAACUGGAUCUGUCUAAUAAUAAUGUUUUAGACUCAGGAGUGAAGAGUCUCUGUGCUGUACUGGAGAAUCCUCAUUGUAAACUGGAGAAACUGGGGUUGUGGGAUUGUGGUGUCUCAGAUGAAGACUGUGCUGCUCUGACUUCAGCUCUGAGAUACCCCUCACACCUGAGAGAACUGGAUCUGUCUAAUAAAAAAGUAGGAGACUCAGGAGUGAAGUAUCUCUCUGCUGCCCUGGAGAAUCCUGACUGUAAACUGGAGACACUGGGGUUGUGUGGUUGUGGUGUCUCAGAUGAAGGCUGUGCUGCUCUGACUUCAGCUCUGAGAUCAAACCCCUCACACCUGAGAGUACUGGAUCUGUCCUCGAAUUAUAAUAUAGGAGACUCAGGAGUGAAGUGUCUCUGUGCUGUACUGGAGAAUCCUCACUGUAAACUGGAGACACUGAGGUUGUAUAAGUGUGAUGUCUCAGAUGAAGGCUGUGCUGCUCUGACUUCAGCUCUGAGAUCAAACCCCUCACACCUGAGAGAUCUGGAUCUGUCUAAUAAUAAAGUAGGAGACUCAGGAGUGAAGUGUCUCUGUUCUGUACUGGAGAAUCCUGACUGUAAACUGGAGACACUGAGGUUGUAUGAUUGUGGUGUCUCAGAUGAAGGCUGUGCUGCUCUGACUUCAGCUCUAAGAUCAAACCCCUCACACCUGAGAGAACUGAAUCUUUCUGAGAAUAAAGUAGGAGACUCAGGAGUGAAGUGUCUCUGUGCUGUACUGGAGAAUCCCCACUGUAAACUGGAGAUACUGUGGUUGUGGGAUUGUGGUGUCUCAGAUGAAGGCUGUGCUGCUCUGACUUCAGCUCUGAGAUCAAACCCCUCACACCUGAGAGAACUGAAUCUGUCUAAUAAUAAUAAAGUAGGAGACUCGGGAGUAAAGUGUCUCUGUGCUGUACUGGAGAAUCCUCACUGUAAACUGGAGACACUGAGGAUGUGGUGGUGUGGUGUCUCAGAUGAAGGCUGUGCUGCGCUUACUUUAGCUCUGAGAUCAAACCCCUCACACCUGAGAGAACUGGAUCUGAGCCUUAAUAAAAUAGGAGACCCAGGAAAGAAGCUGCUCUCUGCUCUUAAGGAUGAUGAACAUUACAAACUACAGACACUGAGAUUCAGGCUGUGAUGAACAUCUUUGUGUGAUGAAGACUCCGGUGUUCCUGCGUCUCCAUGUUGGUGAUAGAGAACAUGCUCAUAAACACAUCAUUCAUUUAGUUAUAACACAUUAAACAGACUCAGAGACGUGAGAAGUGUGUGUUCAUCGUGCACAGUGAAUCACAGACUGAGUGAACACAGACAAGUGGAGUGACACAAGUCAUCAAAUCUGCCAGUUCUGUUAUGAAAUAUAUGAAACAUCAGCCUUGUUGUGGUCGCUGCUUGUCCAAACACAUUCAUGGACCAAAAUUAACUGUUGUGACGCAGGUUUGAUGGGUCAUGUGAUUAUUCUGUGUUUAUGAUUACUGUUUUUAUUUUCAUACUGUCCUAUGUUUUUAUUUUUCUUAUGCAUAUUGCUGGUUUAUUAGCUUCACAAUUAAAAUCACAUUGUAUUUAAGUGCUUACGGUGUCUUGCAUAAUUUAAUGUAAAUGUUCGUACGGAUUAGUAUUAUCUGGGGACCUCUUGUGAUUUAGAAAUUACCCUCUCAGAUAUAAGUUUAGUGUUGUGGAUUCGCACGGAAUAAUAAAACCCUGCGUUUUUAUUGAUGAAUUUAUGGAUGUCCAGUUAGAUGGAUUAAAAAAAAAGAAAAACAUAUAGUUGUCAUGCCGUGUGUCAUUUACAUUUCACCGGGUUAAAAUCUAACAGCUCGAGCUGUACGCUUGAUUGUUAUCGGUAACACAUUAACCUCAAAUUAUGACGUGAGCCUUCUGGCUUAAUUGUGCACUAUUUUGGAUAGGCUAUUGUUUGGAAAUAUCGUUAUAGGUAUGAUAUGAAUAUAAGAGUGUUUACCGCAUUCUGCUCUACGUCACCCAUCACUUUCUAAUCAUUCUUUUCGCUUUCGCUAUUCUGAUGGUUUUCAGCUUUCUCCUUCUGCACUUUGUAUUGUUCUAUGAUGUAUAGCGAUAUGACCCAGCACCAAAAUACUUUCACUCCAAUGCAGCCUCUAUUCUUCGCGGACGAUGGAUAAAAAGGCGCGCAGGAAACAAAAACCUUGAAAAAAUAAUACUGUAUACGACUCCGCCAAAUCCUGGCCAAAUCACAGACAUGCUGAUUCGCAUGGGACUAGUAUUACCACAGUACCUCAUUGUUCAGGGAAAUAUGGUAGGUAAUUUGGAGAGGAAUUUUACAAAUUUUACAAAUUACAGACAUGGUCGAUUCGCACGUGAUUAAGAUCACAGACAACCUCCGCAAUUAUUACAAAUCACACGAGGUCCCCAGGUAAUACUAAUCCUGUGCGAAUAAGACAAAAUACAUUUAAAAAAAUAAUGCCAUACAUGUCUUUAUUUCUGUUUAAAAUUAUUUAAAUAUGUAACAAAUGUUGUAGCAAUAUGUUUGAAACUGUUUUUUAAAUAUAUUUUAUGUCUAAAAACAAAACAUUGUUGCAAAAAAUAAUUCACUGGUUGAAUGUAAUUUACUUUGUCGUCAUUUUCUAUGUAAAAAUAUCACAUUAGAUGUAACGCCACUUCUUUUUUUAACAGACAAUAAAGUUGACAGGAGAGUUGUGGUUCUGUGUCGUUGAUAUCACUACAGCUUGUUUAUCCACUUUGCGUGUGGACGUGGGUCUGUUGGGGCAAGCAGGAGGGGUUAGCACCUCUGUGUUCUCUUCUCCCAGGUUCACAGGUUCUGGAACACGUUUGCCGUGGCUAUGAUUGCUGUCUGUGUCACAAGGAGCCACUGUUGGAUAAUUUCAGAAAGUAAUGCUUUUGCUACUGCACUAGCAUCUUGUUUGGUUGUGAGGAGUGCUUUCACCCAUUUGGAAAAUAUAUCAAAUAAUACCAAGAUCUGAGGUAUUUCUGGGGGUUCCUGUGGUUAGUCUUUUCACGUUUCUAAAAUGUGUUUUUUUGUGAAAUAGGUAUUUUCAAGUGAAUU